This is a messenger RNA of Lolium rigidum, 2838 nucleotides long. RefSeq names its product phosphatidylinositol 3-kinase, root isoform. Gene Ontology annotation, molecular function: 1-phosphatidylinositol-3-kinase activity. NCBI's taxonomy places the organism in Eukaryota, Viridiplantae, Streptophyta, Magnoliopsida, Poales, Poaceae. Gene Ontology annotation, biological process: endocytosis; autophagosome assembly; phosphatidylinositol-3-phosphate biosynthetic process. Gene Ontology annotation, cellular component: peroxisome; cytoplasm; phosphatidylinositol 3-kinase complex, class III, type I. The record is from RefSeq and is a predicted model, not a curated record. Bases 16 to 2487 code for a protein of 823 amino acids. The transcript is spliced from 18 exons.
CCCGCCCGUCCGUCCAUGGCGGCGGCGACCGCCGCCAUCAGCCGGACCAGCGCGGCGGCGGUGGCGGGCAACAACAGCAGCGAGUUCCGCUUCUUCCUGUCCUGCGACAUCAGCCUCCCCCUCACCUUCCGCGUCCUCCAGGCCCCCAUCCCGCCUCCCGCUCAAGACGGUCUCGACAAGAAGGUCUCCGAGCUCUUCGUCGAGUGCAAGCUCUACAUCGACGGAGUCCAGUUCGGCCUCCCAGUCAACACUAGGCUCGAAUCGUCAGGCCCGCCGUACUGCUGGAACGAGCUCAUCACCCUGUGCACCAAAUACAGGGACCUGACCUCCCUCGCGCAGCUCGCCUUCACGGUUUGGGAUGUGUCGUCCGGUGAGGGAAGCAGCGUCGUCGGUGGAGCCACCAUAUUCCUUUUCAACAGCAAGAAACAGCUUAAAACGGGGAGGCAGAAGCUGCGGCUGUGGCCCCAAAAGGAGGCGGACGGAAGAGUACCCACCAUGACCCCUGGCAAGGUUCCUAAGAAUGAGCGAGGCGAGAUAGAGCGGCUGGAGAGGCUUGUUAACAAGUACGAGAGAGGGCAGAUACAGCAUGUCGAUUGGCUUGACCGUCUUGCCUUCAGUGCUGUGGACAGAGUUAAGGAGAAGGAGUGCGAGAGGCUGGAGAACUCGUUCCCUAGCCUAGUUGUUGAAUUCUGCAGUUUUGAACACAGAGUUGUCUUCCAGGAAUCUGGAGCGAAUUUCUAUGCACCAGCCCCUGUAUCAUUAUCAAAUGAGCUUGUUACCGUGUGGGAUCCUGAACUUGGACGGACCAAUCCAUCUGAGCACAAGCAGUUAAAGCUUGCUAGGAGUUUAACUCGUGGAAUUAUCGACAAAGAUCUGAAACCAAGCUCAAAUGAGCGCAAACUUCUUCAAAGAAUCAUCAAAUAUCCUCCUACGCGCGAUAUACAGGCGGACGAGAAGCAAUUGAUUUGGAAAUUCCGUUUCUCUUUGAUGUCUGAGAAGAAAGCUCUUACAAAGUUUGUCCGCUCAGUGGAUUGGAGUGAUAUCCAGGAAGCUAAACAAGCUAUUGAAUUGAUUGGGAAGUGGGAAACAAUUGAUGUGGCUGAUGCAUUAGAGCUUCUCUCACCAGAUUUUAAAAGCGAGGAAGUUCGUGCCUAUGCUGUGAGCGUACUCGAAAGAGCUGAUGAUGAAGAAAUGCAGUGCUAUUUACUCCAACUGGUGCAAGCUCUUCGAUUUGAAAGAUCAGACAAGUCUUGUUUGGCACACUUUCUUGUAAACCGUGCUUUGUCAAACAUUGAAAUCGCUAGUUUCCUUCGCUGGUAUGUGGUCGUUGAACUCCAUAAUCCUGCAUAUGCAAGACGAUACUACAGUACAUAUGACAUGCUUGAAGAUGAAAUGAUGAAAAUGGUUGCUAGGGAGGAUGGAGAUGAAGAUGGGUUUCGACUGUGGCAGAGUUUAUCACGCCAAACAGAACUUACUGCUCAGUUAUGUUCUAUUAUGAAGGAUGUAAAAAAUGUUCGUGGUAGUGCACAAAAGAAAGUCGAGAAAUUGAGACAAUUGUUGUCAGGAGUUUUCAGUGAGCUUACUAACUUUGAUGAGCCAAUUCGUUCACCAUUAGCACCUAAACUUCUCCUUACUGGCGUUGUGCCUCAAGAGUCAUCUAUAUUCAAGAGUGCCUUAACUCCAUUGCGCCUUACAUUUAAGACGGCAAGUGGGGGAGCAUCCAAGAUAAUUUUCAAAAAGGGAGAUGACCUCCGCCAAGAUCAAUUGGUUAUUCAAAUGGUCUCUUUAAUGGACCGGUUGCUCAAAUUAGAAAAUAUGGACUUGCACCUUACCCCAUAUCGAGUUCUUGCAACUGGACAAGAUGAAGGGAUGGUUGAAUUUAUACCUUCCGCUUCACUUGCACAGAUUUUAUCAGACCAUCGCAGUAUUACAAGUUACCUCCAGAAGUUCCAUCCUGACGAAGAUGGUCCUUUUGGUAUAACUGCCCAGUGCUUAGAAACUUUUAUCAAAAGUUGUGCUGGUUACUCUGUCAUAACAUAUAUUAUGGGUGUUGGAGACAGACAUCUAGAUAAUCUUCUUCUAAGAGAUGACGGGUGCCUUUUCCAUGUGGAUUUUGCUUUUAUUCUGGGUCGAGAUCCAAAGCCAUUUCCACCCCCAAUGAAACUAUGCAAAGAAAUGGUCGAGGCCAUGGGUGGCGCAGAAAGCCAAUACUAUACGAGAUUCAAGUCCUACUGCUGCGAAGCAUACAACAUCUUAAGGAACAACAGCAGCCUUAUUUUGAAUCUCUUCAAGUUGAUGGAAAGAUCAAAUAUUCCAGAUAUCUCGUCCGAUGAAAAUGGAACCCUUAAGCUUCAGGAGAAAUUCCGGCUGGAUCUGGAUGAUGAGGAGGCUAUACACUUCUUCCAGGCUCUUAUCAACGAGAGUGUUAGCGCCUUGUUCCCUCAAAUGGUUGAGACCAUCCAUAGAUGGGCUCAAUAUUGGCGAUGACCACAUCUUUUUUUUAUAGAUGCAGACUAUUAGCAAAUAACAAUGGAUGUCAAGCAGAGACCUUAAAUGCUCAUCUCCACCCACCUGGAUACUUCUAACUUGUUUGGCUGGAAAGCGUAAAUUUGUGAAUAUGAUUGUAUCUAACUUUGCUUGUGUAUAGUGUAAUCAGAAGAAUAUUUGUGAAUACGUGUUUAUAACAAAAGGGUGCUGAUGCUUGAUGGCAUGGUAGUACAAAUGUAAUGCAAAUGACACGAACGCCGGUGAGAGCUGUCAAAUUAUUGUGUUAUGGCCCACAAAGAUAACAAAAACUGAGACAUUUCUCAGUGCAGAGGUGUUUUCUGCCUAGCUUUC